AUGGCAGCAGCAGCGCGGGCGGUGGGUCGUCUGACCCCGAAGACGUCGGCGCUCUUCGUCUGCGACGUCCAGGAGCGCUUCCGCGCCACCAUCCACCAGAGCGGCGCCCUGAUCGACGCCUCUGCGCGCAUGGUCCGCGGCUGCAAGGAGCUCAGCGUCCCCGUCGUGGUCACGGAGCAGUAUCCGAAGGCUCUCGGGCGCACUGUCGACGAGCUACAGCAAGUGCUGCCUGCGGGGGUCGAAGCAGUGCCCAAGACGCUGUUCAGCAUGCUCGUCCCGGACGUCGAGAACCAGCUCCAGAGCAUGAAGGACGUGAACCAGGUGAUGUUGUGCGGGCUGGAGACGCACGUGUGCAUUUUGCAGACGGCGCAGGACCUGAUCGAGCGCGGGUACGAGGUGCACGUCCUGGUCGACGCGGUGUCGUCAGCGCGCGUGCAGGACCGCGACGUCGCGCUGCGGCGGUUCGCGAGCGGAGUCCACCCGGGGUGUUUCCUGACCACCACUGAGUCGGCUCUGCUGCAGCUGUGCGGGGACGCCAAGCACCCGAACUUCAAGGCCAUCAGCGCCAUGAUCAAGGAGCAGCGCGAGGCCGUCCUCGGCUUCACCUCCGCCCUGUAA
Molecule: messenger RNA, 618 nt
Organism: Pedinophyceae sp. YPF-701
Lineage: Eukaryota; Viridiplantae; Chlorophyta; Pedinophyceae
Source: the annotation of a GenBank genome assembly